AUGGAAGAAGAAAGCUAUAGAGAUAAAUAUAAGGCUUUAAAGAGCAAGUUCAAGGCUGCACAAGUUGUAAUUGUUAUGAAGGACCAUCUAAAAUUAUCUGCUCAACUUGAUUUAGCAAUGAAAGCUGUGAAUGGUUUACUGAGAGAGAAAAAGUAAAAUUUAUUCAGAUUUCUUACUGAAAAGUUGAAUAUUACCACAAAAAAGGGUGAUAAAACUUCUAAAAGAAUGAAAACUGACGAUGCUGCUCAACAACUUGAAGGGGAAACUAAAUAG
Messenger RNA from Blepharisma stoltei, 273 nucleotides. The record is from the annotation of a GenBank genome assembly. NCBI's taxonomy places the organism in Eukaryota, Ciliophora, Heterotrichea, Heterotrichida, Blepharismidae.